AUGGCAGAUAUCACACUGUCCAACGACAAUGGCAUUCCGGGGACUGUUCACUUGGUUGAUCUUGAGGGAAUGGUCGAUGCUCAGCAUGCUUCCGGGACUAUCAAAGAUGUCGUCUUGAUUCCUACUCCAAGCAACGAUCCGAACGAUCCAUUGAACUGGACCCCGAGGAGAAAAUCUGUUUCCACUGCUUGCACUUUAUUGUAAGUAGCGGGACUACUCAGUAACGAGAUGGUGUAACUCUUAUGGGUAGAUACGUCUUAGCAGUAGCGUUCCCAUCUUCUGCCAUAUACUCGGUCUUUAUGCCCAUUAUAGCGAAAACCGGCAUUCCUUUCGGAACUCUGAAUGAGGGCACCGGAUACAUGUUUUUGUUCCUCGGAUGGGGCUGCGCAUUUUGGCAACCAGUCGCUCUGCAUGUUAGCUAAUGAUUAGUCCAAAUAAUGAACCAAGCUUCUAACAUAUUUCUAGUACGGAAAACGCCCAGUAUAUCUGUUCUCGGUUCUAGCGACCCUUGGUAUAACAAUGUGGGGGCCCUAUAUCGAAACAAAUGGACAAUGGAUCGCCUCCAAGAUUCUUCAAGGUUUCGUUGGAGCCCCAAUCGAAUCUCUUCCCGAAAUUUCGAUGGCUGAUAUAUCUUUUACUUAUAAACGAGGGGCAUAUAUGACGUUAUAUGCCUUCGUCCUUAGUGGAAGUAAUUAUAUCGCUCCGACACUUGCGGGCUUUAUCUCCAAUGGACAGGAUUGGGAAUGGGUUUUGGUAAGUUUCUGUUUCCAUCGACGAAUAUGCGUUACUGAACAAUUUCAGUAUUGGUGCGCAAUCUUUUGCGGAUUGAGCUUCGUAAUCCUCUUCCUCUUCAUGGAAGAAACUAACUACGACCGCCCGCCAACAAGCCCAAACCCAGCAGUGGUACCAGGAGAAGAGGACGCUCCUUUGGAAAGCAACGAAAAGGUCGCCCACCAGCUUUCAAUCGCCACCCAGAUGAACAGUCGAGUGGUGACCGGUUCUACCAAAACAUUCCUUCAGAAGAUGAGUUUGAGAGAUAGGCCCCGACCUUUUAAAUGGUUCCUCUUCUCGCUGAAACAACCAUUCCAAUUCUUCACUUUUCCCGUGGUUCUAUAUGGCGGGUUCGCGAGCGGGUCUGCAUUGAUAUGGUUCAAUUUCCUGAAUGCCACUGCGUCGCUUAUCUACAGCUCCCCUCCAUACAACUUUAAACCAUCCAUGGUAGGACUGACCUACAUAUCCCCCUUUCUGGGUGCCGCUCUCUGGUACGUCCCCCCUCGAUCCGAUUUCAUACAAAACAACAAGAAACUUACAGAGGUUCCCUCCCAGCAUGCUCCUCACCGGCACAAUAGGCGAUAAACUUAACAUUUACCUCGCCCGUCGUUCCCAAGGCAUCUCCGAACCCGAAUACCGUCUCUGGCCCCUACUAAUCACUACCGUUUUCGGGCCCAUGGGACUUGUAAUUUGGGGCGUAGGAGCCGCGAAUUCCAUACAUUGGUUCGGACUGGUAGUCGCGGAAUUCAUGCUCGGGGUCAGCAUCACCAUAACGAUUACCAUAGCUUGUAAUUACGCGAUCGAUACCUAUCAGCAACUUGGGGGCGAGUCUUUGGUCGCGGUUGUCAUCGUGAGGAAUACCAUGAGUUUUGCUAUUGGUUAUGGGUAAGUCCAAGUUCUCCCUCACUUGACGGCCAUUGGAGGAAUUGGAGUAUUAACAGAUAUGUAGAAUUACUCCUUGGAUUGAGCAUACGGGGAUUCAGAGUACCUUCAUUGCGGCUGCGUUCAUUGGCUUGGCUGAAACUUUGGUUUUUCUGGUUUUUGUGAAGUUUGGAAAACGCUUCAGACGUAAUAGUAAGAAAAGAUAUGCCAAGAUGGUCAGCGAUAGCGCUUUGAUGGGCCAGGGAGAACAUUGA
This is a messenger RNA of Hymenoscyphus albidus, 1907 nucleotides long. Lineage: Eukaryota; Fungi; Ascomycota; Leotiomycetes; Helotiales; Helotiaceae. The record is from the annotation of a GenBank genome assembly.